Messenger RNA from Contarinia nasturtii (swede midge), 1718 nucleotides. RefSeq lists its product as uncharacterized. Lineage: Eukaryota; Metazoa; Arthropoda; Insecta; Diptera; Cecidomyiidae. Bases 79 to 1257 code for a protein of 392 amino acids. The transcript has 2 exons. The record is from RefSeq and is a predicted model, not a curated record.
UUUUUUUAAAUUUCGCUUGCUUUUGAGAAAGAAAAAAUAUUAUAAUAUAGUGUUUGAUUUAUACGGAAACAUUUAAAAAUGUUAAAAUGUAUACUUUUGGCUCUUGCAUUUACGCAUUUGUCUCAAACCAACUUUUUAGAUAGCGGUCCAUUGGACUGGACUUGCAUGUCAUGGCUUGCCGGUUCACGGAACAGGCCGUCAGUUCAAGAUUCUACUUUUUAUAACUUGGUGCACAAUAUUCCUUCUACAAGAAAUGCAGAUUUACACUUCUCAUUAUCGCGACAUCACAUAAUACCUUAUAAAGUGUUAUAUAAAUUUUUUAAUACCGUAUUGGAGUUGGGUGAAUCUAACUCAAGAAUUCAUUUUUUGCUUGGGCAAUUCUUGUCGAAUCUACUUGUCGAUUUAAUGGUUCGCGCUCCCGGCGCUCAAGAUCAGACGGAAACCGAAGUUUUACAAUCCAUUCGCAAUUUAUUUCAAGGCUUUGAUGGUGCUGGAUUUGGUGAUACAGUGCAGGGAGAAAUCCGAACAUUUCGUUUACCGAACUUUCAAGAAAACAUAGUGGCAUUCCGUCAUCUACCGCUCACCGAGCUAACAAAUACACAACUCGUAAGGAAUAUUGCUCAGGUCAGAAUUCAAAUGACACUCCAAUCUCUAUUGACAUGGAUGCCAUUUAAUUAUUUUGAGGGGCCCAGUGGAAUGUAUCGUACCGACGAACCCGGUCCAAAUUUUGAAGAUAAUGCGUAUGUAAUAAUCGGUGAAGAAAAUUCGGUUCGACUACAUGACGCAUACGAAACAAUGAUUGCAAUUGAUGAAAUACGGACGCAGCAUCCGACAAUUAUUCCGUUGCAAUCUAUACAAUUUGUAUUUGACAAUUUAAAUGUAGUUCGAGGAAACGCACCUAACGGAUAUGGGCAAUUUAACCUGGGAUAUUGGGAAGAACUCGAACCGGUUGAAAAGAAAAAAGGUAAAUUGGAAUGUCAAUUCAAAAUCCAAACAACAAGACCAACAACCACGCCACCGCCCCAUCACAAUCACCGACCUCAUGAGGAAUUCCGUCGAAAAAACAAAGUUUCUUCAGGAACGAACAGCUUAGACCCGCUUUGUUUAAAUACAACGUUUGAGGCUAUCAAACUUUAUACUGAUAAUUUAUAUUUAGCCUCUAAACCUGGUAAAGUGCCCAAUGUACAUCAAUACAUAUGUAGAGGAAUAUGGGAGAGCUAUUUAGCAGCUUUUGGUAUAUCGCAAUGUCUUCCGUAAUACUAUAAUUUUUUGAAUCACCAUAUAUGGCACGUGAAUUAAAACUUUUCUUCUUUCAAAAUCCGUAAAUUUUUUUUAAAAAAUCCUUAGUUAGUAAAAAUAUAUGAAAAGAAAUUGAAUUGGACGUUCUCGCUUUUUGAACAUAUAUAAACUGGUUGGUAGUUAGCUAUGGAAAUUAGUUAUGGGUUGCAACGUAUUACAUUCGCAAUUAGAUUUUUAGAAAAAUUUAUUGAACAACGAAUCUCUUAGAACUACAAUCGGAUUCUUAAAUCUCAUGUUGUGCUUUUAAAUUCAACGAAACUAUCAACUAUUGAUCAUUUUAAACACAAUCAAAAUAGUUUUCUGCUCAUUUUAAUUAACAUUUUAUACUUAAUCAUCAUGUUUUAGACAUUUAUUAAACACUAGGCAAACAAACUUAAGUUUUUAAGAUGAAUUCAUUUUUUUUCUUUUCAUGUGUUCAC